Molecule: messenger RNA, 4044 nt
Organism: Rotaria sp. Silwood2
Lineage: Eukaryota; Metazoa; Rotifera; Eurotatoria; Philodinida; Philodinidae
Source: the annotation of a GenBank genome assembly
AUGGUCAAAGAAACAACUCAACAAUCCACAUCUCCAACAGUAGAUUAUCUUCUAUUUUAUGUCAAUGGUAAAAAAAUAAUUGAACAUCAUAUUGAACCUGAUUGGACUCUUCUUUGGUAUCUUAGAAAUAAACUUAAUUUAACUGGAUCAAAAUUAGGUUGUGGUGAAGGUGGAUGUGGUGCAUGUACAGUACUUAUAUCACAAUGUCUUAAUCGACAUUCUGAUGAACUUGAACAUCGAACAGUUAAUGCUUGUCUUGCACCAAUUUGUUCUAUUGAUGGAUGUCAUAUAAUAACAAUUGAAGGAUUAGGUUCAGUUGCUAAAUCAAAUCUUCAUCCAACACAAUCACGUCUUGCUGAUUUGUUUGGAUCUCAAUGCGGUUUUUGUACACCUGGUAUUGUUAUGUCAUUAUAUGGAACUGUAACAUCAUCAAAUUAUUCUAAUUCAUCACCAUUAACUAUACAAGAUAUUGAAGAUGCAUUUGAUGGAAAUCUUUGUCGUUGUACUGGUUAUCGACCUAUUCUUGAUGCUGCAAAAACAUUUGCAAAAGAUAUUCAUAAAUUACCAUCAAAAGAUUCAUCAAUAUCAAAACCAAUAUCAACAACAUUAGAUAAAUGUCUUUCAUUUGUUAAAAAUAAUGAUAAAGAAAUAAAAAAAAUUGAAUUUCCUCAAGAAUUACGUCAACAUAUUCCUCAAUCAAUUUAUAUUAAAGGUUCAUUAGUUGAAUGGUAUCGUCCUAUAACACUUAAUGAAUUACUUCAUCUUCGUUCUACUUAUCCUGGUAGUGCAUCAAAACUUGUUUUUGGUAAUACAGAAGUACAAAUUGAAACAAAAUUUAAACGUUUAAAAUAUCCACGUUUUAUAUCUGUAACACAUAUUGAAGAAUUUCAACAACUUACACGUACUCAAACAUCAUUAAUACUUGGUGCUGGUGUUACAUUAACACGUUUACAAGCUAAACUUACAGAAUGGAAUGAUGAAAAAGUUGAUGGUGGAAUUUGUCAAUCUAUUAUUGAUCAAUUAAAAUAUUUUGCAUCAACACAAAUUCGAAAUGUUGCUUGCCUUGGUGGAAAUAUUGUUAAUGCUUCACCUAUUUCGGAUGUUAAUCCCGUACUUCAAGCUGCUGAUGCUGUUUUAGAAUUACAUCGUUCAGAAGCUAAUUCAAUUCGAUUUGUACCAUUACGAGAUUUUUUUCUAGCUUAUCGUCGUGUAGCAAUGACAGAUGAUGAAAUACUUGUUAGUAUUCAUAUUCCAUUACCAACAUCAACAACAAAUAAAACAUUUCUUCGUUCAUAUAAACAAGCACGUCGUCGUGAUGAUGAUAUUGGUAUUGUUAGUGCUGGUCUUCAUGUUCAACUUGAACCUAUGAAUACAACAGAUAAACAACAAUGGCGUAUAGUUUGUGCACGUUUUUCAUUUGGUGGCAUGGGACCAACAACUAUCUUAACAAAAAAUACUCAAGAAGAAUUAAUUGGACAAACAUGGUCAAGAACAACUAUUAGUAAAGCAUGUGAACUAGCAUUAAAAGAAAUGCCAUUAGAUGAACAUACUCCUGGUGGUCAACCAGAAUAUAGACGAACAUUGGUUCAAUCAUUUCUUUUUAAAUUUUAUGUUUAUGUUUGUUCUGAACUACAUCAAUCAUCUGUUGAUCAGAAAGAACUUUCAGCUGCUCACUUCUACCACCGAGCUGUAUCUCAUGGUCAACAAAUAGUUCCUGAACGACCAGUUUCACAAAAAUUCGUUGGUACAUCAUUACCUCAUCGUUCAGCUUAUUUACAAACAACAGGUGAAGCAAAAUAUACUGAUGAUAUGCCUUCAUUACCUAAUACACUUUAUGCUUCAUUUGUACUUGCAACACAACCCAAUGCUCGAAUUAAGAGUAUUGAUCUUGGUGCUGCUUCUAAAAUACCUGGUUUUGUUACAUUUGUUAAUCAUAAUGAUAUUAAAGGUAGUAAUAUGACAGGUGAUAUUGUACAUGAUGAAGAAGUAUUUGUUUCAUCAAUUACGCCAUGUGUGGGUUCUAUUAUUGGUAUAGUUUUAUGUGAAACUGAACGUGCAUCAUUUGCAGCUGCAAAUCUUGUACAAAUUGAAUAUGAACUAUUGGCACCAACAAUUUUUACAAUUGAUGAUGCUAUUGAACAUCAAUCUUAUUUAGAUGAUGAACGAUGUCUUCAACAAGGUGAUGUUGAAAAAGCAUUUUCUGAAGCUGAACAUAUUCUUGAAGGAACAAUAUUAAUUGGUGGUCAAGAACAUUUCUAUUUAGAAACAAAUUGCUGUAUGGCUAUACCAUCAAAUGAUGAUCAAGAACUUACAUUAUAUUCCUCAACACAAAAUCCAAGUAAAACUCAAGAAUUAACAGCAUUAGCACUUGGUUAUGAAAUUAGUCAUAUAGCAUGUCAUGUUAAACGUAUGGGUGGAGGAUUUGGUGGUAAAGAAUCAAGAUCAAUUACUCCAACAAUAGCUAUAGCAGCAGCUGCUGUAAAAGUUGGUCGUCCUGUUCGUAUGAAUAUUGAACGUGAUGUUGAUAUGUCUGUUACUGGACAACGUCAUCCAUUUAAAAUUAAAUAUAAAGUUGGCUUUACAAAUGAAGGUCAAUUUACAGCACUUGAUAUUAAUUUAUGGAGUAAUGCUGGAUAUUCAUUUGAUCUUUCAAUGCCAGUUUUAGAACGAGCAAUGCUUCAUAUUGAUAAUACAUAUCGAUUUUCAAAUGUUCGAGUACGUGGACGAUUAUGUAAAACACAUUUACCAUCAAACACAGCUUUUCGUGGUUUUGGUGGUCCACAAGGUCUUUUUGGUUGUGAAACAAUUGUUGAUCAUAUUGCUACAUAUCUUAAAUUGGAUCCACUUAUUAUUCGUCGUUUAAAUAUGUAUAAAGAAGGAGAUUUAACACAUUUUGGUCAACCAUUAGAACGAUGGAAUAUACCUCGAUUAAUGGAUGAACUUGUAAAAUCAAGUGAUUUUAUUCAACGACAAAAAAGUAUUGAAGAAUUUAAUAAAUUAAAUACAUAUAGAAAACGUGGUAUAACAAUUCUUCCAACAAAAUUUGGUAUUGCAUUUACAUCUAAAUUUCUUAAUCAAGCAGCUGCUUUAGUUCAUAUUUAUAAAGAUGGUUCAGUAUUAGUCAGUCAUGGAGGCACCGAAAUGGGUCAAGGUCUUCAUACAAAAAUGGUAUCUGUAGCUGCUGAAGUUUUAGGUUGUAAUGUUAAUCGUGUACGUAUAAGUGAAACAGCUACAGAUAAAGUAGCUAAUACAAGUCCAACAGCAGCAUCCGCUUCAUCAGAUUUAAAUGGUAUGGCUAUACGUAUAGCAUGUGAACAAAUACGUGAACGUUUAAAUAAACUUCUUGUUGAUGAUGAUGCAAAUCUUUCAUGGGAAAAUCUUAUAAAAAAAGCAUAUUUUUCACGUAUUGAUUUAUGUGCACAUGGUUAUUAUGCAACACCAGAUCCAUUAGGUGCAGAUUUUCCACAAAAUCGAGCAAAUUUUAAUUAUUUUACACAAGGUGCUGCAACAGCUGAAGUUGAAUUAGAUACAUUAACAGGUGAUUGGCAUAUUUUACGUGCUGAUAUUCUUAUGGAUGUUGGUACAUCACUUAAUCCUCAAAUAGAUAUUGGUCAAAUUGAAGGCGCUUUUGUUCAAGGUGUUGGUUUAUUUACAAUGGAAGAACUUAUUUGGGGUGAUCAUAAACAAUAUCAAUGGACAAAAUCAGGUGCUUUAUUUACUCGUGGACCAGGUACAUAUAAAAUUCCAUCAUUUAACGAUGUUCCAAUUGAUCUGCGUGUUGAACUUCUUUCUAAUGCACCAAAUCCUCGAGCUAUUUAUUCAUCAAAAGCUAUUGGUGAACCACCACUUUUUCUUGGUGCUGCAGUUCUUUUUGCACUUAAAAAUGCUUGUAAGGCUUAUCGAGAACAACAAGGUUAUUCAGAAUAUUUUCCAUUAAAUUCACCAGCUACUGUUGAACGACUUCGUAUGGCUUGUGCUGAUGAAUUUACUGAACGUGCAUGUCUUGAUAAACAUGAAAUAUUUCAAGCUCGAGGUUCUUAUUAA